This is a messenger RNA of Letharia lupina, 1044 nucleotides long. RefSeq lists its product as uncharacterized. Bases 1 to 1044 code for a protein of 347 amino acids. Lineage: Eukaryota; Fungi; Ascomycota; Lecanoromycetes; Lecanorales; Parmeliaceae. The transcript has 3 exons. The record is from RefSeq and is a predicted model, not a curated record.
AUGUCAUUUUCUAGUAGAGAUGACCUCCGAAUUCCUUUCAAUGAGACAGCGAAAGACCUCUUCUUGAUAUUCCAGCGAGGCUGGUUCAGGCGCAUAUGGGUUAUCCAUGAGGUCUCCGUCUGCCGCAAGGCAACUGUGGUCUGUGGACCUCUCACCAUUGACUUGGAAGACCUGAGCGCGGCCCUCUUUGCCGUGGCAGUGCUAGGCAAGGUUAUAGAUGGGCCCUGGAGGAAGACCUCCUAUGCGAUUUUCGAACAGCGAAAAGAGUUCGAUGAGACGAAACGACCUCAUCUCUCGCAGCUUAUUGACAAAAUAUAUGCUGUGCUCGGUCUAGCAGACGAGGCAUCACAACAUCAGGUCACGAUCAGCUACGACACCACCACUCAAGAUGUUUAUCAAAAGGUUGCGUUAUCGUGCCUUGCUUAUGACCAGAGUCUGUCAAUCCUCGGCUCCGUAGAAGCUGUGUCCGCUUCAAAAUCAACUAGUCUUCCGUCCUGGGUCCCGGAUUGGAGUGUCCCUCGAACGGCAUACACUUUAACUUUCCACAACGAAUUCAGCUCCACACGCGCAACAUACAUGGCUGCCAGAGCGUCUCAGUAUGCAUGGAAGCAGCCCAAGAGUAAUCGUGGGCUCGUUCUAACAGGCUUCCAGUUAGACCGCAUAAUCGUCGUAGGGUAUGCGGACAAACACAGCAUCGCUGCCACCGACUUCACAAAGCGCCAGUAUCUUGAUAUUGGGCGCGCAAAGCUGCUCUGGCAACUAAGUUGCGAGCGAGUCGCCGGUGUACGCUCCAAGAAGCAGAAUUAUGUCACUGGCGAAGACAUGUUCGAUGCAUACUGGCAGACACUCUGCGCGGGGUGCACAUUGGAGACUUUUAAUACAAGAUUCAUCUUUCCACGAUUCGGCAUCAGACCUCCAGUCGAAUGGAAGGGAUUCAGUGACAGAAUGGUUUUUGCAAUGGGCAAGUGUAUGGCAAGGACGUCAAAAGGCUCCAUCGGGCUGGUCCCUGCAACAACUCAGCCAGGCGACUGUGUCUGGUUGUGA